Molecule: messenger RNA, 1782 nt
Organism: Striga hermonthica
Lineage: Eukaryota; Viridiplantae; Streptophyta; Magnoliopsida; Lamiales; Orobanchaceae
Source: the annotation of a GenBank genome assembly
AUGGAGUACGGUAGGCUCGGAUAUCCCGAGCCUGGCAGCCUCGGCUCCUCAUUCCGCAGCGAAGCUCCCACCCCUCCCAACCGGACCAAAAUCAAGUCACUCCUCAUCCUCGCCGCCCUUCUGAUCGCCGCCGCCGCCUGCGCCGCCGCCGUUGCAGUGUCCAUUCGCAGCCGCGACGGUUCCUCCGGAGCGCCGCGCCUCCACGGCCUCCGCCCAUCCGAGGCAGUCUCCCGAGCCUGCGGCCUCACAUCGUACCCGAGCCUCUGCCUGAGCUCCCUCGCUGAAUUUCCCGGAGCCGCCGCCGCCUCCUCCCCGUUGGAAAUCGUCCACAUUUCGGUCAACCUGACGCUUCAGAAAUUCGGCGGCGCGCUUUACGCCGCAUCCGAGAUCAGCCACCUGGAGAUGGACCCUCGCGUCAGGUCGGCGUACGAGGCGUGCAUAGAGCUGCUGGACGACUCGGUGGAUCUUUUGUCGCGGUCGCUCGCCCACGUGGCGGGGGGAAGGGAUCAGGACGUGAUGACGUGGCUGAGCGCGUCGUUGACGAACCACGACACGUGUGAGGAGGGGUUCGAGGAGCUGGGCGGCGACGGCGGGGAAGUGAAGGGCAAGAUGUCGGCGCGGCUGAGGGACCUGUCGGAGCUCGUGAGCAACUGCCUCGCGAUUUACGCGCAAAUCGCUGGCGGGGGGGACUUCUCGGGGAUUCCGGUGAACAACAGGCGGAGGAGGCUGCUGUGGGGUGGGGAAGGGGCGGCGCGAGGGGGGUUCCCGUCGUGGGUGUCCCGGCGAGACAGGAGACUGCUGGACGCGCCGCCGGCGGCGAUCAGGGCCGACGUGGUCGUGUCGAAGGACGGCAACGGGACUUGCCGGACAGUGGAGGAGGCGAUCAAUCUGGCGCCGGAGAACAGCAACCGGCGGUUUAUUAUCUACGUGAGGACUGGAAGGUAUGAGGAGAAAAUACUGAAGGUAGGGAGAAAAAAGACCAACAUAAUGUUCAUUGGAGAUGGGAAGGGCAAGACGGUCAUUUCAGGUGGGAAGAGCGUCUACGAUAACAUGACCACGUUCCAUACCGCGUCAUUUGCUGCGACCGGCAACGGUCUCAUCUUGAAGGGCAUCACGUUCGAGAAUUGGGCCGGGGCACGAAAUCACCAGGCAGUAGCUCUGCGGGUCGGUUCUGACCAUGCCGUGGUCUACCAGUGCAACAUCAUCGGCUAUCAGGACACACUGUACGUCCACUCCCAGAGACAGUUCUACCGUGAGUGCGACAUUUACGGCACAGUUGACUUCAUAUUCGGCAAUGCAGCCGUCGUUUUCCAGAGCUGCAACAUCCACGCCCGAAAGCCACUGCCACUUCAGAAGAACACCAUCACGGCCCAGAACCGCAAAGACCCGAAUCAGAACACGGGCAUCUCGAUCCACAACUGCUCCCUUGUAGCCGAGCCCGACCUCAGGGCCAACAAGAGCGCCUACCCGACCUACUUGGGCCGACCGUGGAAGUUGUACUCCCGUACAGUCUACAUGAUGACGAACAUGGGUGACCAUAUUCAUCCGAGAGGGUGGCUCGAGUGGAAUCAGACGUUCGCGCUCGACACAUUGUACUAUGGGGAGUACAAGAAUUAUGGUCCGGGAGGGGCAAUCGGGCAACGCGUGAACUGGACGGGCUAUCACGUGAUCACGGCCGCGGCGGAGGCCAAUAAGUUCACGGUGGGCCAGUUUCUAUCGGGCUCGUCGUGGCUCCCCUCAACCGGGGUUGCAUACCAAGGCGGGUUGGGGAUAGCGAAUUGA